Molecule: messenger RNA, 276 nt
Organism: Penicillium canescens
Lineage: Eukaryota; Fungi; Ascomycota; Eurotiomycetes; Eurotiales; Aspergillaceae
Exons: 1
Coding region: 1-276 (91 amino acids)
Source: RefSeq, a predicted model, not a curated record
AUGGGGAGGUCGAGCAAUAUUUCUGUCGUUGUUCUCUCUCCCUCGCCUCAUAUCACCCCCUUCAAGUCCUUUAACAACGACCUCUUCGACCGAACCAUUGACACCAUCCCCUCCGAAGAAGCAAGCCUCCAAGGUUCCCAUGCGGAAGGCCAAGCUAUGGAUGCUUCCACUACGCCUAGUUUAUUUGGGAAUGGCAGCUUGCACGACUCGCUGGCUCUUUCUCCUCGCCGUGCACGAAGCACCGAAACUAAGUCUUCGUGUUUCCCUACUCGCUAA